This is a messenger RNA of Tachysurus vachellii, 3585 nucleotides long. Its product is annotated as docking protein 3. The record is from RefSeq and is a predicted model, not a curated record. Lineage: Eukaryota; Metazoa; Chordata; Actinopteri; Siluriformes; Bagridae. The coding region runs from base 263 to 1810 and encodes 515 amino acids. The transcript is spliced from 5 exons. Gene Ontology annotation, biological process: cell surface receptor protein tyrosine kinase signaling pathway; positive regulation of MAPK cascade. Gene Ontology annotation, cellular component: cytoplasm.
ACACACCAUAGCCACAAACUUCUGCAUCCGAGACAUGAGAAAAAAAGAGGAAUGAAGACACACACGCCAAAAGAAGAGACUGCAGGAGAGAAACAUAGAGUGCAAAGAAAGAAAGACAAAAAAAGAAAGUGACCAAGAGAGAAAGAGGAAAACAUAAAUCGCACAGCGAAGACAGAUACGAUAGAGAGACAAAAGCCUAGAUUUUUUAGAGAGAGAAAAGAGAAGCAGGAAAAGACACAGCAGACAGCUGUCGGACUGGUGAAUGAUGGAGGGAGACGUCAGAAAGAAAGGAAUGCUCUAUCACCAGCAGCAGCGCUUUGGAAAGAAAUGGAAGAAGGUAUGGGCCGAAGCUUUAGCUGACAGUAUGCACAGCAUCUCCUGUCUGGAGCUCUUCGAGUUCAGCAAGUCUUCGAUGAAGGAGAGUAAAAAACGUUCCGAUGGGAAGAAGGUGAUCUUGAUGAGGGAUUGUGUGAAAAUAAGAGAGCGAGAGGUUGAGGGAUGUCCAAAACAAUGCAGCACCUUCCUGCUCGAGACCACGGACAAGACGCACAUCUUCGCUUCUCCAACAUCAGAGCUGCACAGCUGGAUCUCAGAGCUGUGCAAGCUGGCAUUUCCUUUGAAUCAGGCUGAGUGUAGAUCACAGAAACAGGAUCAUCAUCAAGCUCUAGACAUGCAGGAGAACACACUGUAUGACACCGCCCCCAGUGUGCGGGAUUUCCUGGUAAUUGCCAUGUCUACAGAGGCAGCACUGCGGUGUAAGCUGUAUGGAGAAUACAUUCUCACACCACAGUCUGACUCUUUACUCCUUAAGGACUACCAAACAAAGCAGGUUCUGCUUACAUGGCCGUAUCGAUUCAUCAGGAAAUUUGGUCAAGACUUGCUGGCUUUUAACUUUGAAGCAGGUCGCAGAUGUGUGUCCGGCGAAGGCUACUUUGAAUUCGCCACGAAUCACAGUGAACAGCUCUUUGCAAUCAUCAGUGAUGCUCUCAAGAAAUUCCAAAACGUGGAACCAUCUAUAACGAGACCCAAAGAACAGCAGAUUCCCAACAAUUCCCAGCAAACCUACACGCCUCCAUCACAAGUGAAGCAUCCGAAAAAAAAACUGACCACGAGCUUUUCACUGAGCUCCAUCAGCUUGAGUGAAUGUGCCAGAAAAGAGAACAUCUGCAGCACUCCUUCUCUCCCAAGUAACAACCAAGAUCCAGUUUAUGCCAUGAUUACCAAACCGAAAUUACAUUCCAAGAACCAAAAAUUUAAUCCACUUCCUGACAUUGCUGCCUUCCCUGAGGACAUUUUCGGUGUCCUGGGUGAAAAAGAAGAAGAAGAAGAAGAAGCUGAAGAAGAUGAUCAGAAGAACCCAGAGCAAUUAGCCAUCCGUUGUAAAUUUAAAGACUUUAAAUCUGAACCAGUUUACUCAGAAGUGGACAUACAUGAUGAUUACAGGAGCACGGAUGAGACUGUUCAGAACAAACCACAUUCGCUGACCUCGGACCUCGAAGACUCUCAAGCUGUGGGUUUUCUAAAGGUUUCUAAUGACAUAUCCUACAUGAUGGAUGAAGAAAAGGAGCUGGAUCUGCCUCUGGAGCAAUUAUCCAUCCAUAACACACCUGAUGUCGACGAGGUUGAAAGCAUUUACGCGCAAGUACCAGACUAUUAUAACGAUUAUGACGACAACGAAGAGUUUGUGGACAUUGUAGAAGAUCCACAAUAUUUCUACCCACCCUGUAUAUCUGAUACAUAUCCCUCCAACUUUGAGGACUCUCAUGAUGAGGGAUUUUGCACCUAUGAUAAUUUACCCAAAAAACUAUAAUUUAUUCUUUGUUUUGUGUUGGUGCUUACAAACUUUCUAGAUGUAUUAAGCUCAUUUUUUAUUAUGUAUACAGACAAGUGAUAAAACGUCCCAAGUCCUGGUUAUUGUCUGGACAGCCAUGAUAAUCAUCUCCAGAUCUUUGAUGAUUGGCUACAUGUUCAGACCCUCGCUGAUGAGGUGGAGUGUUAAUGGUGGGAUUAUUGAUGAUUGCUCCAAAAUUAUGAUCCUAUUUUCUAGUUCUGUUGAAUGACUUGGUAUUGAAGUGGACUAAUGAUUGACUACAGAACUGAGCAUUGAUUACAGAAUUGUUAUAAUCACUUCGUAAACCCUAAUGAUGCGCCCGAGAGCGCUGAUCGUUGGUAUCAUCAAUUACAGAGCGCUCCAGAUAAUCAGGAUCUGUAACGAGUUUCAGCGCUUAUUUCCAGAUCCAUACUGAUUGACACCAGAAACUUGACUACACAAAAUUGACUACACAAAACUGAAGGGCUAAGGAUCCGAAUAGGAACUGUUGAACGACAUCUCCAGAUCCAUGAUGAUUAGAUUUUAAAGUGUUUUUAAUUUGCUGGAUAGAUUAGACUGACAGUGGGAUGAUGAUACGUGAGCAGAAAACUGUCACGUCAAUGACACAUUAUUCAUACAAUCAUUCCCUUCAGCAUUUUAUGGAUUUUUGUUUUAUUUUUAUUUAAUAAAAUAAAAAGCUUCAAAAUUUGUGCUUCGUUCUGCAGAAAACUAUUUAAAUUGGGGAAAUUGUAACUACACGGUGUCUUCUUUUAAACUCCUACCAUUGAAGACAUAUAAUUAUGCAAUACGAAUAUGAACUAGGGGGGCACGGUGGCUUAGUGGUUAUCACGUUCGCCUCACACCUCCAGGGUUGGGGGUUCGAUUCCCGCCUCCGCCUUGUGUGUGUGGAGUUUGCAUGUUCUCCCGGUGCCUCGGGGGUUUCCUCCAGGUACUCCGGUUUCCUCCCCCGGUCCAAAGACAUGCAUGGUAGGUUGAUUGGCAUCUCUGGAAAAUUGUCUGUAGUGUGUGAUUGCGUGAGUGAAUGAGAGUGUGUGUGUGCCCUGCGAUGGGUUGGCACUCCGUCCAGGGUGUAUCCUGCCUUGAUGCCCGAUGACACCUGAGAUAGGCACAGGCUCCCCGUGACCCAAGAAUAGCUCGGAUAAGCGGUAGAAAAUGAAUGAAUGAAUGAAUAUGAACUAUUUCAGUUCCCUCUGAAUAUCACAGUUUGCUUGAUUUUAUUUUAAUCUUUCAUAUUUGAUCAGAAAGUCAGAGAACCCUGGAGGGAUUAGUACAAGCUUGAGUGCAAAUCUAUGUACAACAAUUUCAAAACAAUUUGGAAAUGUUUUCCUAUUUGUAUAUGGUUGUACUAGUAUACAACCCAUGAAACUCUGGUUCACUGUUUCAUUGUUAUCUUAUUCUGUGUGAUGAGCUAUUUUUCAGGUCAUUUGUUAAAUUUAAAACAAUAAAAUAUACCCGGCCUCAGGUUAAUGGAUGAAUUUGGAUGUUUUUUUUUUAACAAGUUACUUUCAUAAGAUCUCCAUGUGCUUUCUAGGGCACCCUGUAGAGGGCAAUAUCUCUCUCCUGAUUUAUUACAGAGCAAUAAGUUCUGAAGUAAUUCAGGACACUGAAUGGUGCAUUUAGGGACUAAAUUACCACAGAAUGAUGCAUUAGACACGAUUCAGCAGAGACACAGACCACACAAAGUGGCUGUUAUUUUUCUGACUCGCCCACAAAUGGCUCUUUCCUGUAGUAAUAAAAAUAUAUAAAAGUCUUGA